Closterium sp. Yama58-4 is the source of this 1434-nucleotide messenger RNA. NCBI's taxonomy places the organism in Eukaryota, Viridiplantae, Streptophyta, Zygnematophyceae, Desmidiales, Closteriaceae. The record is from the annotation of a GenBank genome assembly.
AUGGUGGACGGUACGAAGCUUCCUAUCCACGGCGAAGCAUCACUGCAGCUGCAUAUAGGUGCGUUGAGGUGGAAGCCGAAGCUACCUGUCACCAACAUCAAAGGGUUAGAUUUUAUCUUGGGGCGAGAUUUCCUGAAGCGGUUCAACCCCGAGAUCGAUUGGGUCAACAGCAAGGUGUGCAUCUACAACAACGGGAAGCGGAUAGCACUACGAAGCUGGACGGAUACAGGGGAUGUUCCUGAAACGACACUGGCACGGUUCGAACAGACGGUGAACGAGAGUAACACGGGUUCCUUAGCACUGGUCAUGGCAGCAGUAGAGAAGCCGGGUUCCGAGCUACCCGCAGCAGUGAAGGAGGUCUUGGAGCAGUACAAGGACAUAAUGCCCAACGACCUACCUGCAGGCGUACCUCCAGCACGCACCCACAAGCACGAGAUCGUGGAGGAACCAGGUGCGAAACCCGUCUCACGUGCACCUUACAGACUGAGUCCGACCGAGCUGACAGACAUGAAAAAACAGAUCGAGUAUUUACUGGACAGACAACUGAUCCGCCCAUCCACCUCUCCCUACGGCGCACCAGUUCUCUUCACUCCAAAACCAGACGGCAGUUUACGGAUGUGCAUCGACUACCGCGCACUGAACAAACAGACAGUCAAAAACAAAUACCCCAUACCGCGCAUCGACGACUUACUGGACCAACUGCGUGGUGCAACAGUCUUCUCGAAGCUAGACCUACGGUCGGGUUACUGGCAGAUCAAGAUGGCGGACAACUCGAUCCACAAGACGGCGUUCCGUACGAGAUACGGCUCCUACAAAUACUUGGUGAUGCCGUUCGGACUCUGCAACGCACCAGCGACGUUCCAGGCGGAGAUGAACCACAUCCUUCGACCCCUGCUGGACGAGUGCGUAGUAGUAUACCUGGACGAUAUCCCCAGAGCUCGUGGAUCAUCUACGGAAGGUGUUCGAGAUCCUGCGGAAAAACAAGUUCUACGUGAAGCUCUCAAAGAGCGACUUUGCACUGAAGAAGGUGCAGUUUCUCGAGCACAUGAGAACGUGAAGGAGUUGCAGCAGUUCAUGGGCUUCGCCAACUACUACAACAGGUUCGUGCCGCAGUAUGCUAAGAUAGCAGCGCCACUGACCGACCUACUGAAAAAGGACACGCCCUUCAAAUGGGGUGCUCCUCAUCAGCAAGCCAUGGAACAGCUACAGACAGCACUGACCACAGCACCAGUACUCAUCCUACCGGACCCCGAGAAGGACUACGUAGUUGAAGCAGAUGCUAGUGACCAGGCAGUUGGAGCAGUACUGAUGCAGGAUCACGGGAACGGUUUACAGCCUAUCGCCUACCUCAGUAAGAAGUUACACGGAGCAGAACUAAACUACCCCAUCCAUGACAAGGAAGCCUUAGCCAUAGUCGUAGCCUUCAAGGCAUAG